Molecule: messenger RNA, 1222 nt
Organism: Branchiostoma belcheri (Belcher's lancelet)
Lineage: Eukaryota; Metazoa; Chordata; Leptocardii; Amphioxiformes; Branchiostomatidae
Product: CD63 antigen-like
Exons: 8
Coding region: 107-1054 (315 amino acids)
Cellular component (GO): membrane
Source: RefSeq, a predicted model, not a curated record
AACUGUGGGUCAUAGUUCACAGAACUUUUAAACCUCGCGUUUGUUCUCUUUCACGCGUGUUUUCGAGUUCUGUCUACUCAGCGCGUACUUGUAAGCCUAUUCAAGCAUGUCUACAGGACAGAGGCUACUGAAGAUCGAGCCGGGACGAGACCGAGCAGAGACCGUACUCAUGAAGGGAGCCGACACGGAAACAGAGGCGCGGAUCCCCCGCCACAACCCCUUCCUCAUUACCUGCUUCAAAUAUCAGCUGCUCGUCUUCAACUUAGUCUUUGUGAUUGCAGGCACCGCGCUUCUCUGUGUGACCACGCUGGCACACUAUGCGUUCGCCGACUAUGUUCGCUACAUGGAGGACGAAUUGUGGCCCAUUCUCAGCCUGUGUUACUUUGUGGGAGCUGCCAUUUUCCUGACGGGGGCGAUCGGCUGCGGUGCAGGAUGGUGUGAGACGUACAAAGUGACAAUUACCUACUGUGCGCUGAUGACGUUGCUGUUUUUGCUGACGUCAGCGGCGGCGAGUGCCAUCAUCGCCUUUGAAGCUGUUGGCAAGGAUAACAAUACUAACAACCUGAACCAAGGGUUGACUCAGGCGGAGUGGAGGGUGGAACGCUUUAUGCUGAAGUCUAUGGACAGAGUGCAGUCCGGACGGAUCAUCAUGGAUGCCGUCCAAGUUCAGUUGCAAUGCUGCGGCGCCAAGGGCUACAUGGACUGGUUCAAGACUCCGUUCCACACCAUCCGGAACGAGUCCGAGCUGGACAUUCCGGGGUCCUGCUGCCUCAACGCCACCCGGAACUUCAGCUUCACUCAGCCGGACGACUCGUGUGGGUACGAGCUGGACACAGAGGCUAAAGCUAUCGACAGCAUCUAUACAGAGGGUUGUGGACCGAAGGUAGCCAGGUUCAUUCGAGAAAACCUGAAGGGACUCGGUGCAGUAGGGAUCAUAGUCAUCGUUUUAGAGAUUCUGGGGUUCACCUGUGGCUGCUGCUUCCUCCAUCAGCUACGGAGGAAGAGAAAAGAGCGGGAAAUGAUGGAACAGUACGAGCGUCUACUGCAGUACUGAUGACGUCAGGGAAACACUCCUCCCACACACAGCAGUAUUGAUGACGUCAACAGUUUAGGUCCACCUCUUCUGCAGUAUUAAUGACGUCAUGACUAGCUUCUCCCAACCUCCCUUUAAGCAAAUAAUUUUAUGUAAACAAGAAAACAAAAACAUACAACGUUAAAAUCU